Messenger RNA from Botrytis porri, 1376 nucleotides. RefSeq lists its product as uncharacterized. The record is from RefSeq and is a predicted model, not a curated record. Gene Ontology annotation, biological process: glycerol transmembrane transport; water transport. Gene Ontology annotation, cellular component: plasma membrane. NCBI's taxonomy places the organism in Eukaryota, Fungi, Ascomycota, Leotiomycetes, Helotiales, Sclerotiniaceae. Gene Ontology annotation, molecular function: water channel activity; glycerol channel activity. Bases 1 to 1083 code for a protein of 360 amino acids. The transcript has 6 exons.
AUGAGUUCAGAUAAGCAAGGGCCGCCCAUUCCUACUGUUAGCAAUGACAAGCAAAUGGGGAUGAUGGAAUCCCAAAACUCCUCGCCAAACCUCUCAUCACACGAGUCCACACUGAAUGAAAACAACGUUCACACGGUCUCCAGUGAAGGUAGCGGUGCUUAUGCAGAACAUGGUCCUGGAAUUGAUCAUAAGAUCCCACAAGAGCUCGAGAUACAGUCAAAGCCAGACCUUUUAUGGAGUCGUAUUCGACAUACCAUGCGAGAACCGUUCUCGGAAUUCUUUGGUGUAUUUAUUUUGAUCUUGUUUGGAGAUGGCGUAGUUGCGCAAGUAGUCCUUAGCUCGGGGGAGAAGGGCUCCUAUCAAUCAAUAUCUUGGGGAUGGGGCAUUGGAGUUAUGCUUGGAGUCUAUGCUUCAGGCGUUAGUGGUGCCCAUAUCAACCCAGCUGUGACAUUCGCAAACUGCGUCUUUCGAAAAUUUCCCUGGCGCAAAUUCCCCAUCUAUAUGUUGGCGCAAGUGUUGGGAGCAAUGUGUGCCGCCGGCGUGGUCUAUGCAAACUAUAAAUCUGCCAUUGAUAUUUUCGAAGGGGGGAAUAACAUUCGAACUGUGGGCCUCAACACAUCAUCUGCAGGCAUAUUUUGUACCUACCCCGCCCCUUUUAUGACAAAGACAGGACAAUUCUUUUCGGAGUUCAUCGCAAGUACGAUACUCAUGUUUUGUAUCUACGCUUUACAAGAUAAUGGUAAUUUAGGUUCUGGAAAUCUUACCCCACUUGGACUCUUCUUCGUGAUCUUCGGUAUUGGAGCUUGCUUUGGAUGGGAAACUGGUUAUGCAAUUAAUAUGGCUAGAGACUUUGGUCCAAGAUUGAUGAGCUACUUCCUUGGGUAUGGUCACGAAGUAUGGAGCGCGGGAAACUAUUACUUUUGGGUACCUAUGGUAGCGCCAUUUUUCGGAUGCUUAUUUGGAGGUUGGUUGUAUGAUGUCUUCAUCUUCACUGGUGAGAGCCCCAUCAAUACUCCUUGGAUGGGAUUGAAGCGGUUUAUGCCUGGGGGUCUCGGGAGUAAGAAAGUAGAUUCCGCAGCGUGAAAUGGUGAGAGAGCAGAGAAGCUUGGUACCGAUGCUAAUCCUCUCUGUACGUUAAAGAGAAGGACAUUAUUGCGUCAGAUGACUGGACUGCACGCAUUUAGCUAGAAUCUCAAGUAUUGAACCGGUGCCAACGGUAAACUUCAUAGGGAAGGAAAAGGGACCGACCGGCUAUUUCUGCCUUCUUAUGGGCUUUCACACAUCAUCAUACACCAAGAUGUCGGGAAAAUGGAUAGGAAUUUCUCGGCAACUCUCAAUGUAACCUUAAAAUUUAACUUCUUUAAUCAAACAAACAC